CUUGUUCAAAAAUAAAAGAAUCUGCCAAUCGUGUAGCAAAGAAAACCUUUCGCUGUCCCCUAGAUAGGACGGGGAUGUUGAAAAUUUUUUGUUUAAAGACUUGGGGAAAUUGAUAAAAGGCAAGUUUUACAAAUAAAAAUGUCGAAAGAGUUUGUCGAGGAGGCCGCCAGGUACCUGGAGGGCCAUGAGGCCUACUUCCUCCUCCGCGACCUCAUGAAGGACCUGAUCAAGGAGCAGCCCGCCGACCCACUCGCGUUCCUAGUGCAGAGGUUGGAGGCACCGAGUCAGAUACUCCUCUGCAUGCUGGCACCACCAGGCCUGAGCGGAGACAAGUACAGACUGCUUUUUGCAACACGUGCACGCGGUGAAUCUUUUUUUGCGCAUGAACAAAAAUGUAAUGACUGAGCACCGUUAACUCUCCACCUUGAUAUCGCUAUCAGGCACGCCGAGCAGGUAGCGUCAUCGUUCGGUCUCACGUGUGUCAAUGUCGACGCUGCCGUCGAUGAUUCGAAGAGCACCGCGGACGCCGACGCAAUAGCAUGCGUCAAGUCCGCUUUGGAGAGCGCACCAAGUGACAGCAAGGGCUGCUUAUUGUAUGGGUUCCCAAAGACAAAGGUACUUCUAGUUCUACUACUUUCCUAUCUGGGUGGUCGUGGUGAUUUGUUUUUUUCCUGAUGCAGGAACUCACCUGGUCAAAUCAAAUCCAACGUCGCAGGAUUUAUGAAUGGCAAGAUCGCAAUGCUUUCAUGCUGUUGUCGUCGUGUCUUGAUCUGCUACAAAGAAGAAGAACAAUCUUUGUGAUGUUUCUUCAACUGAAAAAAAUCAGGUCCAAGCGCGAGCAUUGCAGAACAUGAGAAAAAUACCCGACAGCGUCUGCAUCGUCACCGGUGACAGUAAAACAAUAAAAAACCACUUACUGGUAUUGAUUACUGACAACACGAAAAGUUUUUCAAUAGUUUGUUUUUGUCAUGAGCAAAAGUUUCAAGGACACACGUCGCUAUGCGUAGUCGCAAUAUUCAUUGCAACACGACAAAUAAUCAUCUACUAAUGUUCCGAAUUCGGAUUCCCCCAGAAAUCUGCCCCGGGCGCGACCGCGGAGGAAAAAGCAGACGCCGUAGAGUCGCAGUUGCAAAUCUACUUGAGACACAUACACUCCGUGGCAGAAAUCUUCAAGAACGCGGCGGUAGAGGUGUCAGUAACGGGAAGCACUUCCGUAGUGGACCAGGUGCAGCAUGCCGUUGCCAGGGCAGUGGCAGACCCAAGAGGGCCGUUGAGAGUACUUACUCGGUUUUGUUGAUGCAAGUCGUAGGCAGUACUGUCGCAACUGCAACAAGAACAGAACAUUGGAAUGAAUUUGCAGCGCGAUUAUAAAGCGUCGUCGUGCAUUGGCAUCCAUUGCAUGGGUUCAUCUUGAUGAGUUGUUUCCCGUAGGCGCAUGAAAGCAAAAAUUGUCAGAUGUGCGUGCUUAUCAAAUGUAAAAAUGUCUGGGUCUGGAAGAAUUCAUGUUUGUCAUGCUUGUUUGGCAUGACUCUUAAAUCUGUCAUGCACGUUACCCAAGAGCUCCAUUUUUCUGUGAUGCAGAAACGCAGUCUGUCAUGCAGAAUAGGCAACACCUUGAAGCUCAGAAACUUGUCAUGCUGAGCCAGCACUUGUGGCCUCAUCAUGAGACGCCACCCAGCAUCACAAGUUUCCAGACCCAGACACUUUUACAUUUGAUAGUGCUCGGACCCUUGGGUAGCGGGCGAUCAACACAGGCAGCCAGGAUCGCGGAGGAUUUUGGCGUCGUGCAUGUCGACGUAAACACUAUGGUUUCAAUAUCAAAAGGAAAAAUCCUCCCUCCCCAUAUCAAAAAGGCAUGCUUUAGAAAAUUUGUGAUGCUGAUUUGUGGCCACAGAUCGCGUCUGUCUUGCAAUAGAACAAAGCCCGAGAGUCCGCCGCAUUUCGCAGGCGGUUUGUAAUGCUGAUACGCCAACAGGACACACGUCUGCCUUGCCAACCGCCUACCUCAAGCCACCCCUUUCCAGGCUUCGUAUCUGGCUGCAGUCCUCUAGUGCAAGACAAAGCGGAUUUGCGUACACAAAUCCCGCAUCACAGGUUUCCGUUUUGAUAUGGGGUCGGGGGACUUUUCCUCACGAUAUUCAAAGCCAGCGGAAAGCGUAACGGAUGAGGAACUCUGCGAGAAAGUGGGGGACAGGCUCAGAUAUCAAACAAAAAAAGUUCGUCACGAUCACUCAUGCGCAUUUUUGCAAUACAAAGUUUUCGGAGAGUUGUGAUGCUAAAAAAAUUUGUAAUGCAAAAUCUGCAAGUUAAUGACUGUGACAAACUUUUUUCUCUCCAUAUCAGACAGGCGGAUUGUAUAGAAAUUGUUCCUGCUUUGUAGUUCUUCUUCAGUAUAUGCUUUAUAAAGAUCGCAGUUUUGCUUUUGGUCACAAUAGACGGACACUAGUGAGUGAAACCUGCUUCUUUAUCCGAGGUCGCCCUGGCGGUCAAAUAGUAUUUUUUUACGAAAAUGUUCUUAUUUUUUAUCGAUCACUCAGGUUUGAGGCGCGGCUGGGUCCUGGACGGCUUCCCACAGACCGAGCACCAAGCCUCCUACCUGAAGAAGGCCCACCUGUGGCCCUCCCGGGUGGUGCACCUCACCGUGCCCGAGUCGGUGUGCCUGCAGAGGCUGUCCAUCCGCAGGGUGGACCCCGCCACCGGGGAGUACUACUAUGGAAACGCACCACAGUUGGCGGUCAGGCAAAGGUUGGUGCAAGCGGCGGCGGAUAGCCCCGAUCAAGUCUCCACCCGGUACUUGUACUACAUGUUUGGAAGAAGUGUGGAGUUUGGUGUCGUGCGGCGUGUCUAGUUGUUGUGUGCGAGAAUUGUAAGAAAAAACUGAGUUCUAAUUCUUGUUCUCCAUGUUGUGUGUUUCGAAUUAGAAUUAACAUACUUAGGACGAUACAUAAAGAAGAAAUCACAUUCGCUGACAACAGGUACCACUACCACUACGACCGUUGCAAGCAGGUGCUGUCCCACUUCCCGGGGAUCGCGACCAGCAUCCGGGGGCAGCAGCAGCCGACGGAUAUUUUGCAGGCGAUCCGGGAUUAUCAAUUGCAAAUAUGUCUGGGUCUGGAAGGAUCCAAACUUGUCAUGCUGUCUUUGGAUUUUAAAAAAAUCUGUACUGCAUGACCAGCAAGAGGAGCCCAGAUUGUGCUGCGCGGAGAAGGCAUUUGUCAUGCGAAAUAGGCAUCAGAAAACCUUCCAAAAAUCUGUGAUGCUAAGUCAUGCACUACAGGCAUGAUGGGUCAUGCAAAAUAUGCAUGACAAUCUUCCAGACCCAGACAUUCUUGCAUUUGAUAGGGAUUUCGUCAUGACCGCGGUACCGCUGCCAUAA
Amoebophrya sp. A120 is the source of this 3376-nucleotide messenger RNA. The record is from the annotation of a GenBank genome assembly. NCBI's taxonomy places the organism in Eukaryota, Dinophyceae, Syndiniales, Amoebophryaceae.